Molecule: messenger RNA, 2109 nt
Organism: Clonostachys rhizophaga
Lineage: Eukaryota; Fungi; Ascomycota; Sordariomycetes; Hypocreales; Bionectriaceae
Source: the annotation of a GenBank genome assembly
AUGGGCAAUUCAAACAUGUGCGAUUCCUGCCUGGAGCACUUUACGUUUGCACGACCAGAUGUGAUAGAAGUUAUCAAGGAGCUGAAGAAGGAAAGUGUGGAACUUGCUGUGGAAGCUGGAUACGGCGACGAUGAUCUAAAAAGUCUACAAAAAGACCUACAAGACUAUGAAACGGAUACCGCUUCGCUCCCCGCCGGAUCCUACGCACCGUAUCCAUGGGCUUCUGGUCUGAACGUGCCCGAACUUCAGAUGUAUCCGCAGAUAUGGGACGACGAGCAUUCGCGCUCUUUGGCACAAUUACGCGAAUCCGUCAAGUCUUCAGGUUGUCACCUUUGCCGCUCCUUGUGCAAAAUGAUAGAAUACGCUGCGCGGAAUGAUGUCCCUGAGUCGGCAAAAAUCACGACCGCUUUAUCUUGUGACAGCGCGGGUACAGAAAGUCUUCGUCUACAGUUCGCUGUUCACAUAGAUGAAUCCUGUCAUGAUGGCAAUGAUGUCGUGAUGGGCAACUUUGAAUGCAAGAGAAUAGGCUUCUUCAACUCCAAUCUGAGUAUACAGGGUGAGGGACCUUUUGACUCUUUGCCGAGCACGGAAACCUCUGUUGAAUUCUUGUCUCGUAACCUUGGCUCAUGCAUUAAGAAUCAUCCUGAGUGCUCUUCCAGACAAACAACUGGCUGGGUACCAACGCGGCUCUUAGAAGUUCGGUCGGCCGAUAGUGACAACGACCGCGUUUUCCUCGUUGAGGGAGACAGCAUCCAAGCCCCGAGGGAUAUGAAACCACAAUACCUUACCCUAAGUCAUGUUUGGGGGUCAUCGAAGCCAUUAUGCCUUACCCGAGAGAAUUACACCUCACUAAAAAGCGGGAUCAAGACCCACGAACUGCCCCAAUGUUACAGAGAUGCAGUUUUUCUUGCGCGGAAGCUAGGCAUCUCUCACAUUUGGAUUGACUCCUUAUGUAUCAUCCAAGACUCUUCUGAGGACUGGGAGCGUGAGGCGAUGACCAUGAACAAAGUCUAUACUAACGGCAUAUGCAAUAUCGCGGCAUGCGAUGGCAAUGACUCUUCAGAUAGUCUCUUUUCGGAUCCUGGCUCUAUGCCACAUCACAAAAUAUCGUUCAAAACACAGUAUACCAAUGGCGUUGUUGAAUUCGAAGUCGUUCCAAUUUGGAUGGACUUCAUGCGCAAGUAUUCUCCAUUGUAUAGACGGGCAUGGUAUGUGCAGGAGAGGUUUCUCAGCACGCGUAUAAUGCACCUCACGAAAAUUCCUAUUUGGGAGUGCCGAAAGAACGUCGUUACAGAAGGGUGUAACGAGCCAGCUGCACAGCCUCUGAUGAAAUCAUCAGCGUCUGAAAGAGAGUUGAUGUGGCCUGAUGAGCAAGACUUGGGUUCUAACUUAGCUCGUUGGAGAAAGAUUGUUACGGUUUACUGCCAGAGCGAACUUACUCUCCCGAAGGAUAAACUAGUGGCAAUAGGUGGGUUAGCGAAGGCAUUCUCCAGCCUACUCAAAGAGGAAUACUGUGCGGGUAUAUGGGGUGGUGAGCUGCUUGAUCAUUGCCUCCUUUGGAGAACCUUCCACCCGUCUACGCCCUCUACAGAGUACAUAGACAACACCUUCAUGGGACCUACGGUUCAAUCACCUGGUGUGGUUUCAAAGGUCUUCAUCCGUGACGCAUCAUUUCAGGCUGUGCCAAAGAGCAACGAUGUUUUUGGUCAGCUAAUAUCGGCGGAACUAAAGUUGACAGGGAAACCUCUUGAAAUCCCAGAUUUCACCGCCUGGCGCCACCGGACUAGGUACAAAAUACAGUCUACUUUCGAUCGCGAACCUCCCGUUGAGUCAGAUAAACAAGUCUACUUCCUACCACUUGCAAAGCUCUCUCAUAUCUACAGUGAAAGGAAAAAGACUGCGUCCAUUGAGGGUGUGUUCAUCCAAGUGGCCUCUCAACGCCCUGAGAAAGGUUCAACCGCCUUUAAGCGUGUCGGCUUUGGUGAAACAAGAGGAGGUGGAGACGACAACACGAAUGAACAUCCUCGAUAUGAUGAAAUUUGGGAUUACGUAUUUGGUACACCCCUUUCGGAAUUGGAGAAGAAUUUAGAAACCAUUAUCCUUGUAUAG